AUGUCUUCAACAGAAACGUCAGACGCCACAAGGCAAAUUCGCGCUUCAGUCCUUCAUGGCGCGAAGGAUCUACGAAUUGAAAACCGCUCACUCUUCCCACCUUCCCCCACAGAGCUCCAAAUCAGCAUCCGCAGCACCGGUCUAUGUGGCUCAGAUCUCCAUUACUACAGGCACUACCGCAAUGGCGAUAUCAUCGUGCGAGAACCAAUGUCGCUGGGUCACGAGUCAGCUGGCGUAGUAGUAGACGUAGGCUCAGAAGUAUCGAAUUUCAAAGUCGGAGACAAGGUCGCACUGGAAGUUGGACAGCCGUGUGAGAACUGCGAUAGGUGCAAAGAAGGGCGGUACAACAUCUGCAAAGGCAUGAAGUUCCGGAGUAGUGCAAAAGCAUUUCCGCACGCCCAGGGCACUUUACAAGACCGUAUCAAUCACCCAGCUGCUUGGUGUCACAAACUACCAGAGGAUAUGUCUCUAGAUCUAGGGGCCCUCCUUGAGCCCCUAAGUGUCGCCAUCCAAGCAUCAAAACGCGCACAAUUAGCACCAGGUUCAACCGUCUUGGUAUUUGGAGCCGGAGCUGUAGGCUUGCUAGUCGCGGCUAUGGCCAAAAUUUCAGGUGCUGGCACAGUGGUGAUAGCAGAUAUCGAUGCCGGGCGAGUACAAUUCGCAGUCGAAAACAAGUUUGCGCACCGCAGCUUCACAGUGCCUAUGAAGCGUGGAAGCACAAUAGAAGAGCAACUGGACAUCGCCAAGGAGGUAGCUGCCGAGGUCGGAAAGCUAUCAAAGGAAAGUGGUGGUGAAGUUGGCGAGGUGGAUGCCGUAUUCGAGUGCACCGGUGUGCCGUCCUGUGUACAAGCAUCGAUAUACGCAACACGACCAGGUGGCAAAGUUCUGCUAAUUGGUAUGGGUACACCCAUCCAGACGCUUCCCAUUUCCGCAGCUGCCCUCCGCGAGGUUGACAUCGUUGGUGUAUUCAGAUAUGCGAAUACAUACCCGACUGGUAUCGAAGUCGUAUCAAAGCAGGGCGAUGACUACCCUGCCUUUGCCAAGUUGGUAACACAUACCUACAAGGGCUUGGAGUCGGCCGUCGAAGCGUUUGAGAUGGCAGGAAAGACAAAGGACGAUAAUGGAAAGCUAGUCAUCAAAGUUGUGCUUGAGACUGGCGAGGAAGACAAGGCUAAUCUUUGA
Molecule: messenger RNA, 1182 nt
Organism: Alternaria burnsii
Lineage: Eukaryota; Fungi; Ascomycota; Dothideomycetes; Pleosporales; Pleosporaceae
Exons: 4
Coding region: 1-1182 (393 amino acids)
Biological process (GO): D-sorbitol catabolic process
Molecular function (GO): L-iditol 2-dehydrogenase (NAD+) activity; zinc ion binding
Source: RefSeq, a predicted model, not a curated record